Molecule: messenger RNA, 2582 nt
Organism: Epinephelus moara (kelp grouper)
Lineage: Eukaryota; Metazoa; Chordata; Actinopteri; Perciformes; Serranidae
Product: histone H2B 3-like
Exons: 1
Coding region: 86-466 (126 amino acids)
Cellular component (GO): nucleosome
Molecular function (GO): protein heterodimerization activity; structural constituent of chromatin; DNA binding
Source: RefSeq, a predicted model, not a curated record
GCCAAAUUUGCAUGAGGCGCAUACAAGUUGUACCAGCUGUAGCACAGCCACAUUACCCGUCGAACGACACUCAUCAGACACAACCAUGCCUGACGCAACAACCAAAACUCCAGCGGGCCGGAAGGGCUCAAAGAAAGCCGCGGCUAAAACCACCAAGGGCAACAAGAAGAGGAGGUCCAAGAAGAGGAGGGAGAGCUACGCCAUCUACGUGUACAAGGUGCUGAAGCAGGUCCACCCCGACACCGGCAUCUCCUCCAAGGCCAUGGGCAUCAUGAACUCCUUCGUCAGCGACAUCUUUGAGCGCAUCGCCGGUGAGGCCUCCCGUCUGGCUCACUACAACAAGCGCUCCACCAUCACUUCCAGGGAGAUCCAGACCGCCGUCCGCCUGCUGCUGCCCGGGGAGCUGGCCAAGCACGCCGUGUCUGAGGGCACCAAGGCCGUCACCAAGUACACCAGCUCCAAGUAAACACCUCUGCUCUCACUCAGCGACACAGCUACAACACAAAGGCUCUUUUAAGAGCCACACACUCACACUCUGCAGAGCUUGUCCUCUUCUGUCUCAUCUGUUAGUGAUAGUUAGAAUAAUGUAAAGUUAAUGAGAUAAAUAUACAGGUCUGUUAAUAUAGUUAACUGUGUUUGAAAGAAAGUAUAACUUACUUCUAUAUCAGUUUAAUUCGCUUUUAAAGGGAUAGUGAAAUAAAAGAUUUUAAUCCUUGCAUUGUGUUUUUACUGUUGUGGUGAUAAUAUACCGGUGUCAUCACUGUUAAUUCAGGUAGUAUACAGCACAGUCAGGGAGACCAGGGUUGUUUGUCACAGCGCUUAUUGCAGCCACAUUAGAAGAGAAACAUCUCCCUGCAGAGUUACCACCAUUUUGGACCUGUGCAUGUGAGAUUUAGAUUAGAUUAUCAUUUUGAAGUCACAAUAGACAUCGUUUCAGCUAACGUAGCUAGUGUGCUGGCUAAUGUUGGCAGCCAUAAACAAGCAGCUAUGGUUCAUUGUUAAUUGUGUUGUAAUUUAAAUAAAGGACACAUUUUAUAUUGCUAGCGCUAACAUGGCUAGCUUGUUGAAAUGUUGACUCCUCUCCCUGCUGUGUGGUGAUUGGCUGAAUUAAAAACUGUUAAGUGUUUGACUGACAGGGGAUUGUGUGUUUCUGAUUGGCCACAUUAAAAAAGGGGUUGACAGAUACCCCGCCCUCUACAGCACGCACAUGUGCACGUCUAAAAUGGCGGCUCUGCAGGAGGAUGUUUCUCUUCAUUUUGCACCGUCAUUUUGUCCAGCGCACAAAACACAGAGGUGAGGAGAUAUUUUCUCAUUUUCAUGGUUCAGAGUAAUUUUUCAUGUUGGUGUUUUUAUCUUAAAGGUUUUUAGGUUAUCUGUCAUUUAAGUUAAAGGAAACAGCUUUGAUUUGAAACAGCUUUUAGCGAGCAAGCUAACACCGUGUGGUAGCUAGCUUAAAAUGUUUGUCAGAAGGUCAGCUGAGGAUGGCUGUCACAUGUAGGACAUCUCAUGUUUCUUUAAUGGUACAUUCAUACAUUACAUACAUUCAGUUAUUAUGACACAUCAUCUUUAAUAAAGUUUAGAUCAUUUUCAGCUCUGAAACAGAACGUACGUGCUACUUGGCCGUCGGAUGUAGUCUGUGUAGUGUGUUCAAAUGCAACUGACACAUGGCGAUGUAGUUCUUUGAUGUCGGUUUGGUGUGUCCGCAGUUGGAGAGGUCCAAACCCAGUGUUUCUAGGUGCCCUAAAAAUGAGUCACAUAAGCCUUCUCCUGUUGUGUCAAGUGCCUGAAGAAAACCAACAAAGUGCUCAUGAAUGGAGAUACCUUUUGACGUUUCACAGUUUACUAUCCGUAGCACCACUGAAAGCUGCUCAUUGUGACUGAGGUCUGGAGUGCAGUCCAUGAUAACAGCAUAAUAUUUAGCUUUCUUUACUUUCUCCACGAUUGCAUCAAUUGUGCACUUUGCUACAAGGGAGAUGAGCUGUCAGAGUGACCAUGAAAUGCUAGAUUGUGCUCUGCCAGAUGGUUAACAAUUGCAGUUAAUCUUGUCAGAACCUCUUUCCAGCGAUUUACUUCAAGAGAAAGUAGAUUUUGGUUUGCCUGAUCUAUAGAUGUGUUUGUCUGGAGUUUCUGUGAUAGGUUGUGCCAAGUAUCCAUAUUUGCAAUGUGCUCAGCUGACUUUUCAUGUUGUCUCAGGUGGGCUGAAAGAUUUUUCCAAUCAUUAAACCCAUCAUCACUCAGCUGAUUGCUCCUUUCUCUGUUUCCAAACAGGCAGCAGCAAAAGCAAAUAACACAGUCCUUCUUUUCACUGUAGACAAGCCACAAUCUGCUUAUCUUUUCUCCAUUUUUCAUUUGCAUGUAGUAAUUGCUGCUAGUAAAUCUGCACCCCUCUUCAUUUCUUGGGAAAAUCCUGUCCUUCACCUGAAGUGGUCCUCUCUGCACCUAUCUGACAGCUGUUGUGGCCAGAGUGCUGGAUCAUCUUCAAGUGGACUAAUGAGCUGAGUGGAUGAUGCUUGAUUCUCACAAUCUGGUGGAACAACAUCAUCCUCAAAGCCUGGCAGGAUGCUCUCACAGCCCACCCCUGU